Molecule: messenger RNA, 826 nt
Organism: Vicia villosa (hairy vetch)
Lineage: Eukaryota; Viridiplantae; Streptophyta; Magnoliopsida; Fabales; Fabaceae
Product: heavy metal-associated isoprenylated plant protein 26-like
Exons: 2
Coding region: 184-657 (157 amino acids)
Molecular function (GO): metal ion binding
Source: RefSeq, a predicted model, not a curated record
UAAUGACAUAACGUGCACUCAAUUUAAUAGUACUAAUACAUGUGGUUGUUGUUGCAUAUAAAUAAAACUCCUCGAACCAACCAAGUAAUUUGUCAUUGUCUCAUAAUUCUCUCUACUUACUCUUCUUAACUUCACAAGAAUAAAGAUAUUUUUAGGAACCAAAUCUGAAUCAGACAGAAAAAUAUGGGUGCUCUAGAUCACAUUUCUGAACUCUUUGACUGUUCCGGCGGCGGUUCUCAUCACAAAAAACGCAAACAAUUACAGACGGUGCAAGUGAAAGUGAAGAUGGACUGUGAAGGAUGUGAGAGAAAAGUUCGAAGAUCGGUGGAAGGAAUGAAGGGGGUAAACCAAGUUGAUAUAGAACGGAAAGCAAACAAAGUAACCGUUACUGGUUAUGUUGAACCGAACAAAGUGGUGGCGCGUAUAGCUCACCGCACUGGGAAAAGAGCUGAGAUAUGGCCGUAUGUUCCAUACGACGUCGUUGAACACCCAUACGCACAAGGUACGUAUGAUAAGAAAGCACCGGCUGGAUAUGUCAGAAACAACUAUGAUAAUAAUCAGUAUUCUGGAUCUCAUCUAGCGCGUGCUAGUUCGACCGAGGUUCGGUACACCACCGCUUUCAGCGACGAGAACCCCGCCGCGUGUGCUGUUAUGUGAUGUGAUGACGUCAUUUUCCGUUACCUGUUUUGUUUUGUUUUGUUUGUUACUAGUAGUAAUAUUGGUGUGGUUGUGUUGUGUGCAAGUAGUGUAAUUUAUUCAGUUUUUGUAAAUUAUUAGUAUGGCUUUUUUGAGAAUCAGUUUUUGGAAUAAUCGAUUUUUCAUUACA